Molecule: messenger RNA, 1524 nt
Organism: Labrus mixtus (cuckoo wrasse)
Lineage: Eukaryota; Metazoa; Chordata; Actinopteri; Labriformes; Labridae
Gene: saxo4
Product: stabilizer of axonemal microtubules 4
Exons: 9
Coding region: 401-1228 (275 amino acids)
Molecular function (GO): phosphatase binding
Source: RefSeq, a predicted model, not a curated record
AAACAAAUGAGGUCAUGUGACAUGCUGUAUCUCCUAGCAACAGAGAUUUGUUUACCUACAAACGAUGACGAGACAGAGGUGAACUAAUAACCUGGAGAUGCAGGUAUGAUGCUUUUCAUUUGCUUUUAAAUGUUUACAUGUUGUAAAUAGGAAUAUAACUCCACUGCAGUGCGGUCACAUCUCUUCUCCUCUUUGAUAAGGGAGCACUUAUUUUUCAACAAACUCCCUGAUCCAUUUUUCUAAAAGAGUUUCGAGUUCUGUUGGAUGUCAUCAAUCCUAUAAUCUAAGAAGUAACACCACUUUUGCUGCUUUUAUCUGGGGAUACAGCUCUGUGCACAUGCCCUAGGAUUUUUCUAUCCAUCACUGUUGUCAGAAGGGGUUUCCAUUACAGAAGUCUCAGAUGGAUGAACAGGGUAGGAUAGUCAUGCCGAGUGUCGCAGCAACAGGCAGCAGAGGACAACUAACAAGUGACAACAACACCUCUUACAGGGACUUUUAUGAGGCCAGCAUGGAGAACUUCACUUCUCACCUCGGACAUCCCAGCAGCUCAGGUUUCACAGCAAACAACAGACCUGCCAUUUAUUACAAGCCCAGUUUGGACCUCAUUGACAACCCUCACAUGGGAUUCAUGUUGUCUGAUAACUUCACGUCUCAGACCAAACAACACUACCAGCCUCACAUGCAGCCUGCUUGUUCUGGUUCUUUGCCAAACCUGCUCAACAGAUGUAAAGAGAGCGGCUUCCAUCAGCUGACACGUCCUCCCCAAACGGCCAUCUUGGAGGAGAAGGUUGAACCUCACCGAAGUCACAGCUCUGUGAUGAAAAGUGACUUCAUCAGUCCGUCCUCUCUGCAGGACAAUGAGGCCACACCAGGCCUGUGCGGCCGCUCUUGUCGGGAAUCAGGAUUCACUCGAGGGGCCAUCGCUCCCCUGGCACGUGACCCAACCUCCUGCCUGCCACCAUUCAAGACUAAAAGUGAAGCACCAGCUAAGAAGACCAUUGGAAAAAAGGAGCCCACAGGAUUUCUUUCCAAUGCUUCCAACAGUCAGGCUUUCCCUAAAACACCUUUCGAUUGUUCACAAUUCACCACUCAUUAUGAAAGCAGGUUCUGUCAUCCUGCUGUUUAUGAAAAGUUUAAACCUGGCAAUGCUCGAGCAGGUAUAAUGAGUACAAAAAUGGACAAUGGCUACAAUCGUCAAGGCAUGGACAGGUUCAUCUUCAUGGGCUAGAUGUUCACAGAAAUGUGAUAGCAUCUAUAUAACUACUCUUCACAACGUUUUGUUUUGACACUUUAAUAUAAAAGAGCAGUCAUUGGCACAUAAAAAAGCUGUUGCUGUGUGAGUCUGAAUUUUUUCAGUAUUCAUAUUCUUAUAAUCAAAUGCUGAAAUCCUCGCUCCCCCGUCUGUGUUGUUUUAAAAAUAAUCCUGUCAAAGAACGUGUAAUUUUCAUCUCUGUGUGAAGUCCCCUUUGUGUGUGAUGAAAGCUGCCUGUCAGACAGUUGUGUACAGUGAGUCACGUGAAAGCC